AUGCCUCGCGUCGCUCGCGUCGCCGCGCUGCUGCUGCUCUAUUGCGCGUCCGCCGCGGCCGGCCGGCCCGCAGUGCCACUGCUCUCUCGGCUGCGCGCUGAUCGGCAGCAGCAGCAGCAGCAGCCGCCGCUGCCGCCACGCCGGCCGGGCCCGCUCCGCCGCCCCGCCCCGCCGCAGCGGUCGCCGGCCUACCCGGUCCCGCUGCCCGCCAUCAACGGCACCGCCGGCGCGGUGGCCGCGGUCCUCAUCGCGCUCAGCUCCAACUGGGUCGUGUACGAGCGCCUGAGCUGGCUGGUGACUGCGCUCGGCCGGUGGAGCGUCGGCGCCGUCCGGACGCUCUUCGUGCGGACGCUGCACUUCCCCCCGACGGUGACGCUCGUGACGAUGCGCGGCCUCAUCGCCACCGACGACGAGAUGCGGACCGGCCUCUCCUACGCGAUGCUCGCGCCCGAAGCGGCGCCGGCCGAGGUGCGCGGCGAGAGCCUCGUCAACCUGGGCCGCUUCGAAAAGGCGCUGGACAGGGCCUUCUCCAUGCCCGGCGCGCGAGCCGUCGCUCUUCUGAUUGACUCGCCAGGAGGGUCGCCCGCGCAGUCGUCGCUCCUGCACCGCAAGCUGCUCGCGCUGCGCCGCCGCCACCCUCGCGUCAAGCUGCUCGCGUUUGACUCGGCGGCGUCGGGCGGCUACUACAUCGCCUGCGCCGCCGACGAGAUCGUCGCGGACGCAAACUCGAUCGUCGGCUCGAUCGGCGUCAUCUCGCGCGGCUUCGGCUUCGUCAAGUCGCUCAAGAAGAAGGGCGUCGAGCGGCGAGUCCACGCGGCGGGCGACUCCAAGUCGGGCGAGCGACCCCGGCCCCACACCUCCACACACCUCCACACCCACCCACCCACCCACCCACCCACCCACACACACACACACCUGAACAACCCCACACCCGGCCCAGCCCACCCCGCACCCCGCCCCGCCCCGCACCCGUAUCCCGCACCCGUGCCUCGCCUCGACCCGUACCUGCCGAUGCGCUCCGCCGACCUGGCGCGGCAGCGGCGGCUGCUCAAAGAGCUGCACGCCAACUUCAUCGGCGCGGUGCAGGCGGGGCGCAAGGGCAGGCUCAAGCGCGACGAGGCGGCGCUCCUCUGCUACAACUCGACCGAGCCGCGCCUCUUCGCCUCGCCCGGCCGGCGCACCCUCGCGAGGAUGGCACAGAGAGGGGACGGGCUCUUCGACGGGUCCGUCUACUCGGGCGCCGUCGCGCAGGCGCUCGGCCUCGUCGACGGCGUCGGCGAGAUGUCGACCGAGCUGCAGCGCCGGUACGGCCGCGCGGUGCGCGUGGUGCGCGUCGAGCCCGAGGCGCCCGUCGACUACCGCAGGCUGCUGCGCUGGUUCCUCUGAGACGCGGCGGCGGCGUCAGGGCGGCGCAGGGCGGGCGCGUGGCGCCGGGCGCGACACGCACACACUCGCGGGGAAGCGUCGAUCAUAAGCGGGUUCGGGACGCGCACCGGGCUGCACCGGGUCCUUGCAGGGGCCUUCCCUUCUUUAAAGAAAGAAAACAUCUUUU
Messenger RNA from Emiliania huxleyi CCMP1516, 1552 nucleotides. RefSeq lists its product as hypothetical. Gene Ontology annotation, molecular function: peptidase activity. Gene Ontology annotation, biological process: proteolysis. The record is from RefSeq and is a predicted model, not a curated record. The coding region runs from base 1 to 1386 and encodes 461 amino acids. The transcript is spliced from 5 exons. Lineage: Eukaryota; Haptophyta; Isochrysidales; Noelaerhabdaceae.